Molecule: messenger RNA, 2954 nt
Organism: Myripristis murdjan (pinecone soldierfish)
Lineage: Eukaryota; Metazoa; Chordata; Actinopteri; Holocentriformes; Holocentridae
Product: zinc finger protein 585A-like
Exons: 3
Coding region: 43-2754 (903 amino acids)
Biological process (GO): regulation of transcription by RNA polymerase II
Cellular component (GO): nucleus
Molecular function (GO): DNA-binding transcription factor activity, RNA polymerase II-specific; RNA polymerase II cis-regulatory region sequence-specific DNA binding
Source: RefSeq, a predicted model, not a curated record
UCUCUUGCAGACGGCAGGAAGUGGAGGACCAAGUUUGUGAAGAUGUCUGAACUCUGCGAGCUGAGAUCGCAGGUGAUGCGGCGACAAACUGCAGCCGCCGAGGAGACACUGGCUCUGCCAGAGGAGACGCUGGCCGAGUACAAGCUGCAAAGCUCUCGCCUGAAACUGAAAGUGGAGAGGCAGCAGAGGCUCCUGGACGCCAUCUUGCUGCCGGAGGUGCGACUGCACAGAGAGUGUAAAGAAGAGGUUCCCCCUGAGCAGCUUCAGCGGACCCCCACUCUGGAGUUUGAGUCCCCACAUAUUAAGGAGGAACAGGAGGAACUCUGGACCAAUCAGCAGGGAGAGCAGCUUCAGGAUAUCACCAAGCUGCUGUUCAGUGCUGUCACUGUGAAGAGUGAGGAUGAUGAAGAGGAGGCUGAGUGGAACAGAGACGCCCACAACUUCACUGGACAGAUGGAAGCAGAAGAUGGUGAAGAGGAACGAGCCAGGAACCCAGAACCCUCCUCUGAGGCUUACACUGAUGACAGUGAUGACUGGGAUGAGACCAGAGAAGCUCAGUCAGGUUCAAACCCACUGAGUGAAGUCCGUCUCAGUCAUGACAGUCCUGAUGUGGGAGAAAAACCAGCUUCCUGCUCCAAGACCAAGAAAACAGCAAAGAGUACAUUCCCCUGCUCACUCUGUGGUAGAGGUUUUACACAUAAAGGACACUUCAAGCUACACAUGAGAAACCACACUGGAGAGAAGCCGUUCCCCUGCUCACUCUGUGGUAAAGGGUUUGCACAAAAAGGACACCUCAAGCAACACAUGAGAAUCCACACUGGAGAGAAACCAUUCCCCUGCUCACUCUGUGGUAAACAGUAUUCCGAUAAAGGAAAACUCAAGAGACACAUGAAAAGCCACACUGGAGAGAAACCGUUCCCCUGCUCACUCUGUGGUAAAAGGUUUACCGAGAAAACAACACUCAACAGACACAUGAAAAUCCACACUGGAGAGAAACCGUUCCCCUGCUCACUCUGUGGUAAACAGUUUACCGAGAAAACAAAACUCAACAGACACAUGAGAAUCCACACUGGAGAGAAACCGUUCCCCUGCUCACUCUGUGGUAAAGGGUUUACUGAGAAAGGACACCUCAAGCUACACAUGAGAAUCCACACUGGAGAGAAACCAUUCGUCUGUUCACUCUGUGGUACAGCGUUUGCAGAUAAAGGAAACCUCGAGGUGCACAUGAGAAACCACACUGGAGAGAGACCGUUUCCCUGCUCACUCUGUGGUAAAGGGUUUGCACAAAAAGGAAACCUCGACCUACACAUGAGAAUCCACACUGGAGAGAAACCAUUCGUCUGUUCACUCUGUGGUACAGCAUUUGCAUUUAAAGGAACCCUCGAGGUACACAUGAAAAUCCACACUGGAGAGAAACCGUUCCUCUGCUCAGUCUGUGGUAAAGGGUUUGCCAGGAAAAGAAUACUCAACACACAUAUGAGAAACCACACUGGAGAGAAACCAUUCGUCUGCUCACUUUGUAGUACAGCGUUUGCGCAGAAAGGAACCCUCACGGCACACAUGAGAACCCACACUGGAGAGAAACCUUUCCCUUGCUCACACUGUGGUAAAGGGUUUGCACAAAAAGGAUCCCUCAACAAUCACAUGAGAAUCCACACUGGAGAGAAACCAUUCGUCUGCUCACUCUGUGGUAAAGGGUUUACUGAGAAAGGAGACCUCAACAGACACUUGAGAACCCACACUGGAGAGAAACCGUUCCCCUGCUCACUCUGUGGUAAAGGGUUUACCAGGAAAAGAAUACUCAACAUACACAUGAGAAUCCACAGUGGAGAGAAACCAUUCCCCUGCUCACUCUGUGGUAAAGGGUUUACCGAGAAAACAACACUCAACAGACACAUGAGAAUCCACACUGGAGAGAAACCAUUCCCCUGCUCACUCUGUGGUACAGCGUUUGCAGAGAAAGGAAACCUCGAGGUACACAUGAGAAACCACACUGGAGAGAAACCGUUCCCCUGCUCAGUCUGUGGUAAAGGGUUUGCACAGAAAGGAAACCUCGAGGUACACAUGAGAAACCACACUGGAGAGAAACCGUUCCCCUGCUCAGUCUGUGGUAAAGGGUUUGCAGAGAAGGGAUCCCUCAACAAACACAUGAGAAUCCACACUGGAGAGAAACCAUUCGUCUGCUCACUCUGUGGUAAAGGGUUUGCACGUAAAGGACACCUCAAGCUACACAUGAGAAUCCACACUGGAGAGAAACCGUUCGUCUGCUCACUCUGUGGUAAAGAGUUUUCACAGAAAGGACACCUCAAGCUACACAUGAGAAUCCACACUGGAGAGAAACCGUUUGUCUGCUUACUCUGUGGUAAAGGGUUUACUGAUAAAGGACACCUAAAGCUACACAUGAGAAUCCACACUGGAGAGAAACCGUUCCCCUGCUCACUCUGUGGUAAAGGGUUUACUGAUAAAGGAAACCUCAAGCUACACAUGAGAAUCCACACUGGAGAGAAACCGUUCGUCUGCUCACUGUGUGGUAAAGGGUUUACUGAUAAAGGACACCUCAAGCUACACAUGAGAAUCCACACUGGAGAGAAACCAUUCCCCUGCUCACUCUGUGGUAAAGGGUUUGCACAGAAAGGAACCCUCAAGCUACACAUGAGAAUCCACACUGGAGAGAAACCGUUCGUCUGCUCACUCUGUGGUAAAGGGUUUGCACAUAAAGGAAACUUAAACAAACACAUGAGAACCCACACUUGAGAGAACCUGUAGAAACGCAGUCCUGUGUGUGUGUGUGUGUGUGUGUGUGUGUGUGUGUGUGUGGGAGAAGCUUCAUCGAGCAUCAUACAGAUGUAAGCAAACACGAGUGUGUCAGUGAGAGCAGCAGCAGGAGAUGCUUCAGAGUCAAUGCUGAUGUUAGAGAUGCAGCACAUCCCAACACAUUUUGUUACAUAUGUUGU